Guyanagaster necrorhizus is the source of this 1126-nucleotide messenger RNA. RefSeq lists its product as uncharacterized. Bases 194 to 1126 code for a protein of 310 amino acids. Lineage: Eukaryota; Fungi; Basidiomycota; Agaricomycetes; Agaricales; Physalacriaceae. The transcript is spliced from 15 exons. The record is from RefSeq and is a predicted model, not a curated record.
CCUGAUGUAGCUAAGAUGGCUCCUUGUGCUCGACAAGAAUACCCAGGCCUCUGAUGGUCACCGGGAACAAGUAGGGGACUUGAUCCCAUUAUAUUCGAGUUUCAUAAAUGGACGUUUGGGAAAUUUGAGCUGGUCCUCGGAGGACCGUCCAAUCAUUCUCAUUCGCUACUACAGUAGUCUUGCUGUCACUGCUAUGGCCGUCUUCGAUCUAAUCCUCGGUCCCAUUCUCAUGGGGACUAUGAUGAAUGUUUUGCUUAUGGGUGUCAUGAUUGUGCAAUGCUACGUCUACUUUGAACGGUACAAGGGAGAUAAGCCAUGGAUUAAGGCUACUGUGGGGUUCCUGCUUCUGUUGGAUGCGCUGAGCUCUUCGUUUGGGAUGGCCAUGACGUAUAAUUAUCUCGUCACGAACUUCGGAAACGUUAACGCCAUCCAAGUGACUAACACAGGGAUUGACCCAUACCCUCUGUUGACGGGCAUCACUGCACUUGUCGUUCAAAGCUUUUUCGCUUGGAGGAUCCAGGUUUUGACGAAAAGCAAAUUACUUGCGGCUAUCAUCGCUGCUCUCUCCAUCGUUCAGAUGCGCAAUCUCGGAACAAUGAUCGGCGGCUUGAUCGUCAAGGAAUUCGUGAAGCUUAAGCAAAUCAAACAGAUAUCUCUCAUUUGGCUCUUUGGGUCUGUGGUCACAGAUGCAAUUAUUACUCUCUCCCUUGUGCAAUUCCUGAGAAACAAAAAGACCGGGUUCCCUUCUACAGACCAUUUGACGUCCAAGAUUAUUCGAUCGACAGUUCAAACCGGCCUUCUCACGACAACUGUCGCGUUGGGUGUUGUGAUUGCCUAUCUCGUGUCUGACUCGACUAUGCAUCUUGCCUUCGGACUUCCAUUAUCAAAACUGUACACUAACACCCUUCUAUCGUCCCUUAACGCUCGUGGUGUUUGGAAUCCAGAGGGAUAUACGAUAGCGUCUCACACGACGCUCCAUCUACCUUCAGGCCCCCAGCAAUAUGUUCUGUAUGUCAGCCUUUUCAAUUAUCAACGCUUGGCAGUUGAUGAUACUUUUGCGUUAAAGAAUGAAAACCACGAGAUGAAGACUUACGAAGAGCCUUCGAAGCAUUCGAGCAUCGUCUAG